This is a messenger RNA of Mus caroli (Ryukyu mouse), 942 nucleotides long. RefSeq names its product olfactory receptor 6Z7-like. The record is from RefSeq and is a predicted model, not a curated record. Gene Ontology annotation, molecular function: olfactory receptor activity; G protein-coupled receptor activity. NCBI's taxonomy places the organism in Eukaryota, Metazoa, Chordata, Mammalia, Rodentia, Muridae. Gene Ontology annotation, biological process: G protein-coupled receptor signaling pathway. Gene Ontology annotation, cellular component: membrane.
AUGGAGAGAUCUCUACAACUGGCCAAUAGGUCUGAUGACCAGGAUUUUAUUCUACUGGGUUUGUCUGCCAGUAAAGACAUUAAGGACGGCCUGUUUGUUAUAUUUCUGACUCUCUACCUGCUAAUCUUCCUAGAGAAUAUGUUAGUUAUCUACCUCAUCAGCAGUCACCAUGAGUUGCUCCACAAACCCAUGUACUUCUUCUUGGGCAAUCUCAGCUGCCUGGAAAUGUGCUAUGUGUCAGUCACCAUGCCCACCCUCCUCGUGGGCCUGAGGUCCAGCCCUUACCAUGUGUCCUUCUCAUUCUGCAUGGCUCAACUGUUUUUAUUCAUGUCUUUCAUUGGCACCAAGUGCACCCUCCUGGCCUCCAUGGCCUAUGACCGCUAUGUGGCCAUCUGCUGUCCACUGCACUACUCAGUGAUCAUGAGGCCCCAGGUAUGUUGGGGAUUGGCCUUGUCCUCCUGGGUGGGUGGACUGUUGGUUUCUGCGAUCAAGACCACAUGCAUUGCCAAUCUGUCCUACUGUGGUCCCAAUGUCCUCAACCAUUUCUUCUGUGAUGUCUCCCCUCUGCUCAAUUUGUCCUGUACCCAUGUGGCCCUUACAGAGCUGAUCGACUUUAUCUCAGCCAUCAUCAUCUUCUGUGGGUCAUUGCUGGUUGCUCUGGCCUCUUAUGUGGCUAUUGGUAGGGUGUUGAUCAAAAUGCCUUCAGCAGCUGCAAGCCACAAAGCCCUCUCCACCUGUGCCUCCCACCUCCUUGUAAUGGGUCUUUUUUACUCUGUUGUCCUCUUUAUGUAUUCCAGGCCCAGUCAUGUCAAAUCCACAGACCUCAACAAGGUGCUGUCAGUCAUCUACACGGUGGCUACACCCAUGUGCAGCCCAAUCAUCUACUGUUUGAGGAAUAGGGAGGUCCAUGCAGUGUUGAGGAGAACCCCUUGUCUGUGCUGA